Messenger RNA from Ahaetulla prasina, 8140 nucleotides. RefSeq names its product tetraspanin 4 (gene TSPAN4). The transcript has 11 exons. Gene Ontology annotation, cellular component: membrane. Bases 377 to 1093 code for a protein of 238 amino acids. NCBI's taxonomy places the organism in Eukaryota, Metazoa, Chordata, Lepidosauria, Squamata, Colubridae. The record is from RefSeq and is a predicted model, not a curated record.
ACGUUCCAAGAGGUACGGCACCGCGGUUGGCUCAAGAUAACUGCGUUCCUCUACAAGCUUCGCAAUUCUCGUGCGCGGUGCGCUGAGUAUCUAUCUAGCUAUCCGGCUGGUGCGUUCGGCUUGCUGAGCGCCGAGUUUUAGGCAGCGGCUGAGUUCCGGGACUCAUCGAAAGCAGCGGUGAGGCGGCAAGGUGCCAUAAAGAGGGACCAGCAUUGCUUUGGACCACUGUACAGCGUGUCAAACGCCUUGUAGCAAACCUGGUGCAAUCAUUACAGUUAUCAAGAUUAUUUGAAUCCAGCAGAUUUAAGAAUUCUUUGGCGUCGGCUUCAAAUCAGUGACAUAAGAAGAACAUGAAGGGGAACUGAAGAGGUGCAGCAUGGCUCACAACUGCCUGCAGUGCAUUAAGUACCUCAUGUUUGUCUUCAACUUGCUCUUCUGGCUGGGAGGCUGUGGGAUCCUUGGAGUUGGCAUAUGGCUAGCCGUUACUCAAGGGAACUUCGCUACCCUCUCUUCUUCCUUCCCUUCUCUGUCAGCUGCCAACCUGUUGAUCAUUACAGGGACUUUUGUGAUGAUCAUUGGCUUUGUGGGAUGCAUAGGAGCCAUCAAAGAAAACAAGUGCCUCCUACUCAGUUUUUUUAUCAUGCUGUUAAUUAUAUUUGUGCUGGAGCUCACGGUGGUGAUUCUUUUCUUCGUCUACACCGACAAGAUCGAUAAGUAUGCUCAGCGGGACCUGAAGAAAGGGCUUCAUUUGUACGGAACUGAUGGAAAUAUUGGUUUAACUAAUGCAUGGAGCAUCAUACAAACAGAUUUCAGAUGCUGUGGUGUCUCCAACUACACUGACUGGUUUGAAGUGUACAAUACCACACGGGUGCCAGAUUCAUGCUGCUUGGAAUUUAGUGAAAACUGUGGACUUCAUUCCCCAGGGACCUGGUGGAAAGCUCCUUGUUACGAAACAGUGAAAUUAUGGCUUCAGGAGAACCUGUUAGCAGUUGGAAUUUUUGGAUUGUGUACAGCAUUGGUUCAGAUUCUUGGACUGACAUUUGCAAUGACCAUGUAUUGUCAGGUUGUCAAGGCAGACACCUACUGUGCAUAAAAAUCAUCUUCAGGGUCCAUCAGCCACCUCUCCACAAGACGAAAAGAGAGGACCCUUCAUCCUGUUGUCAUAUUUUUUCUAUGUAAAAUAAACUGUAUAAUCCUCUAUGGAUAAAUUGUGGAUCACCCUAGUUUUGUCACACCACUCAAACGGUAUCAUCGUGGAACUCAGACUUGCUCCGACAAAAAUUAAUUCUUCUCUCUAAAAUGGCAAGAAAACAAAGAAAGGAGCUGCUCUCUGUUGCACAGACUGUGGUUUAGUUCGAGGCAGAGUUUAAUCUCUGCAGGAUGUUGACAAAUAGAAAUGUUCCCAUCUAGCCCUAUUUCACCCGUCCUCAAAGUACAGGGGGCUCUUUCUCACGAUGACAGAGAGGAUGUGGAACAGGCCAUUUCCUAGCAUUUGGUUUUAGCCAGCUUAGCACCUCGGUCCAGGGGCAUGCUUUGGACUCUCAAAAUUGUGUCAAGGAAUGAGAGGCCUUUGGGGAAAGCGUGAAGAAAGGGUUUCAGAUGUCCAAUCAGAUCUGGCUUGUAAACAGAACUGGAAUUCUUACUCUUUAAAUCAGUGUAAUGACGUUCAAAUGUUAAUGUCUGAAUACAUCCACACAGAUACACACCGACAAUUCUAGCAGCUGCCUACAAAGCACAUCAGUCUUCUCUUCCUUUGUAUUCCACGGGAUCAUGGAGUCAAAUGGAAAGAUCUCUUAGGGAAGAAACUUAGGCUACUGAGAAAUAAGUAAUUGCAUCAAACAGAUUUAUUCUUCAGCGGAUAUGUAAUCACCUUCCUGUCACUGUCCUCUGGAAUUUUUUUAAGUGUCAUUCCAGUUUUGGUGUUCCAAUAUAUCCCUUUUUUUUUCUGUUGUUGGCCCCUUUGUCUCUUUGCCUUUUCCUUAAUUUGCUAUGUCAUAUUUUUACCUUUAAAUAGGAUAGAUUCACUAGGGGGGGGAAACUUGCUGUAAACAUGUUUUGUAGCUGCUUCUUAAAAGAAACAAAUUAUUCCAAGAAGGAAUUGAGAUGUUUUAAUUGAAGAAAUUUCCUACUAACCAAAAAGGUUUUAAACAGACGUUCAUUUCCCUUUUUUCUUUUAUCUGCUAUAAUAUACACAGAAGAACAUGCAGGUAAAGAUUUUCAAGCACAUUCCCAUCACUGCUUACAAUCACAGGCUAGUGAAAGGCUAGCAUAGAUUAUCUGCUCUCCGUCUCAACUGUGAAGAUUUAGAUCAAAAUGCUUGAUGGAUCAGCUAUAUCUGUCUUGCUGUAACAAAUCAUAUAUCAAUAAAAUGAGUGGAUUAUCAUUGUAGGUGAGCACUAAUACGUGUGUUAAUACCUGCAUGCUGACGAUUGAUCAGACUUAAAAUGCAUAGUUGUAAGCCAGUAUAUAUAUAUAUAUAUAUGAAUAUAUGUAUACGUAUAUACCACUAACUGUGGCUAUCAUAACUGGAAUUGUUCUUGAUCAUGAAUAUGGUGUUCAUGAUCUUAACAUCCAAGAAUUUAUAGUCAAUGUAUAUACAUUGCUGGUCCACUCAGAGGCCAUUUAAAGACAGUUCCCUUCCCUUCUGUUCUGUUCUGCUCAAAAAAAUAAAAAUAAAAGCAAAGGGACAUUAAUUCAGCCCUUUCCUUUCUUUCCAUCCUUUUACAUUCAGUAGAUCAUUGUUUAUUUUUCUAGUAAUGGAAGCUAAUGAGUCAGGUUGGUGCAGUGGUUAAAGCACCAGGCUAGAAACUAGAAGACAGUGAGUUGUAAUCCUGCGCUUUAGAGGCAAAGCCAGCUGGGUAACUUUGGGUCAGUCUCUCUGUCUCAGUCUGAGGAAGUAGGCCAUGGCAAACCACUUCUGAAUUCUUGUGAAGAAACCUGCAGGGACUCGUCCAGGCAGCCAUCAUAAGUACCCCCUCCCAAAAAAGGAAGACCAGAAUAUGCAACCCUGUGUUGAGGCCUGUAGGUUAAUACAAGUUAUUUUCCCCUUAAUAUUCAUAGCUCUUUGAAGCAUAUAAGAAUGAAAGUUUACAACUGCAAAAAGAGAGUCAACCAUAUAAAAUCAAGACCAACCAUAUCAGUAACACCCUUAACUAAGGUCUCCCUCUGCGAAACUAAAGUUUCAUGAUUCCAUGCAAUGUAUGGGUGUGUGUGUGGGGGGGCAAUCUUACAUCUGACAUAUAUGCUUGAUUGCAGACAAAGCAGCCAAUGUAGGGUACAGUAUUAUCCAUUUACAGUAUAAACUAUAUAAAUAGUUUCAAUACAAACGUUUAAUACACAAAGAAAAAUAUGAAAUAUGGCAAUAUCUUGACUAUGAUAGGAAAUGUAGAACAUUCUAAUCUUUUUCUGUAAUGAAGCACUACCUCAGGGCUAUAAUUCAAGGAAGAAGUAGUAUAGGUUAGGAUUUGACCUUUAGACAGUGGUGGGAUUCAGCCAGUUCACACCACUUUGGGAGAACCGGUUGUUAAUUUUCUGAGCAGUUUGGCAAACUGGUUGUUGGAAGAAAUCAUUAGGGCAGAGAACCGGUUGUUAAAUAACUUGAAUCCCACCACUGCCUUUAGACCAAUUGGUGCCCAUGCUCUUACAGAAGUGCUCCCCAACCUAUUUGACACCAGGGGCUGGUUUUAUGGAAGACAAUUUUUCCAUGGACUUGGGGGCAGGGGGAGGAGCACACAACCUAGAUCCCAUGCAUGCACAGUUUCACUCGCCCACCGCUCACCUCCAGUUGUGCUGUCUGGUGCCUACAGGCCAUGGAUCAGUACUGGUCUGUAGCUCGGGGAUUGGGGACCCCUGCUCCAGAGCAGUGUUUCUCAACCUUGGAAUUUCAAGAUGUGUGGACUUCAACAUUCAGACUUUGCAAGCCAACACGGUUGGCUGAAGAAUUCUGGGAGCUAAGUCCACAUAUCUUAAAGUGGCCAACAUUGAGAAACACCGCUCUAGAGUUUAUCAAUUAACAUAUUGCCUACCCAAAUUCAUACAUGAGUGAAGAGUUGAAGAGUCCAGCAGUAGCCAGUUAUAGCAAAUGUGUAGAAUUUCCUAUUCCACCCUGCAGUUGACGCUUUUGAUUCCUCUUGUCCUGUUAAAUGUGCAUACAAUGGACAAGUUUGACUUCAAGCAAUAAUGUACAUGUUAUUUUCCAAUUAUUUUGUGGUUUUGAUUCUUUCCCCUAUACAGGAAUGAAGAGUGACUUUGAAAUUCCAUUGCUGUUAGUUGUCAUUGCUCAUUACUUUUGACUGUUUUACAAGCACACCUACUGACAGCUUUUAGAUUGCCAUCUCUGAAGACCAUUAUCAUAAAAUAAGGCAAUACAAAUAAAACAUAGGUUCUAAAAGUAAAAUAUGAGUUCUAAAAAUAUUAAAGUACUCCUGAAGAUCCCCUUUAUACAAAUAAAACUGGGUAACUCAGCAGAAUUACUCCCAGAAAUUAAGUCAUAGAAGUGAGCAGGAAUCUCAGCAGGAAAUGUUGUUGUUGGUCACAAAGUCAUGUCCGACCCAUCGCAACCCCAUGGACAACAUUCCUCCAGGCCUUCCUUUUCCUCUACCACAGCAGGGAAUAGGUAGGCAUUAAUCAUUUCUUAAUACUGAUUGAAAAAGAAAGAAACUAAUAACAAAGCUCAAUAGUUAAACAAUAACCUCAAGGGCUUCCUGAAUGUUACAGAACAGGGAUCUCCAACUUUGGCAACUUUAAGACUUGUGGACUUCAACUCCCAGAAUUCCACUUCCAAGACCCCUCUCCCAUCCCCACUGAGUCCAUGAUCAUCCAAAAGUCAUCUUGGGUUACACCUAAGUCAGGGGUGUCCAAACUUGGCAACUUUAAGACUUGUGGACUUCAACUCCCAGGAAUUCUGGGAAUUGAAGUCCACAAGUCUUAAAGUUGCCAAGGUUGGAGACCCCUGUUACAGAACAAAUAGUAACAAGUAUUUCAUAGUUUGGAAAUCUAGAUGAAUAGCCUUACUGUCUACUGUGUGUAUGCCGGCCAUUCAUUGCAAAGAUGGAGGGCUUGCUGUUUCUGCAACAUCACAACAAGAUAAGUAGGAUUUACACUUGGAUCAUUGUGUUUAGAAGGCCAAGAUCAUUCUAAGCUGGGGAUUUAAUUUUCAGUACCCAAACUGAACCAGCUAGUAAUGUUUUCAUAUUUAACCUUAUUAUUUAUUAAGUUUAUAAGCUGCUAUAAUCACUAAUGACAUGUGAAAGGCCACUCUUUGAUUUCUAAGACUUUAUUUCAGGAGAUUAAUUUUAAUGGAAGGACUACUUUCUUGCUGUUAUUAGAUAAUUGGAACCUCUUUUCGGGAUACUGUACAUCCCCUAAAUAUCUAGCAUCAGAUUCUGAUAUCGCUUCUGCAUGCUGGCAAUAUAAACAUUUCAACACCGAUUGAGUAACUCUAACCUAAACAACACCAUCAUGUUAGUAACUUUAAAUAUCAUCAUAGGAAGCCUAAAUCAUCAUCACACUAUCCAGAGAGGAUGCUGUUCUUGAUUCACAGGACAUUGUCAUGACAAAAGGCAGGUGCUGAAAAUCUAAGGAACAUAGUUGUAUAAAUGAAAUACUGAGACAUUUUUCUUUAAAGCUGUUAAAAAAAAAGUGUACAGGACUGAAUGCAACAUAGAGAGCAUUUGAAAUGAGAGGAACUAAGACUGUAUACCAUGGGGAAUUACUUGCUUCUCCGAAGCUUCCUCCUUAUGCACGUUAGAAAAACCUUGGUGCUAAAGCAAAUCAUGGCUGCCUGUAACACAGAAACCAAAUUUAGGAAACCAUCACCAGCCAUCAGACUAGGUACCUGUAGCUAACACAACAGGCUACUGUGUACUCAUUAUGCGUCAUUAAUUGGUCACUCAAAUCCCUGAUCAGUGGGGUUUUUUUGGGGGGGGGUUUAGGGCAGAAAAUAAUUGAGCACGAAUAAGCAAUUUUUACAAGUCCGAUUGAAAGAAGGAAAUGCUUGUGAUACUAAUUUACUAACUCUUUAGUGACAUGUAUUCCAGGCAGCAUUCAAGAAGCCAGUGCAAUUCCUUUUCUAUAUUAUAAGCACAAGGCUUUAAAUAUAUAAUAUGACCAAAGCCAUUUAGGAUCAGCUGUGGAGCCUGCCCCCUAAAGGUUCAGGUUUGGGUCCAGGGUGCUUAAUUUCUGUUUCAUGGCCCAAAGACUUCAAGUCAAUGCAAAUUAAGGAUGUGAGUUUACAUUUCUGUCUUACUUGCUAGAAAUGUGUCUUUUGUCUAUUGUGAAUAUUCCUAAAAUGAUGUAUGCUUUAAUAUACUGUAAAAUAGCUAUUGAUAGCUACCUAGGUUUGUUACCUAUGGGGGGGGGGAGCCUGGGAGAAGGAAGGUUCAGCCCAAUAAUAGGUUUCUAAUCUACAAUAUGUUUUUCUAGCACAUUAUGUUAGGAUCUCUCUUUCAGUUUGCUGUAUUAAAAGGUACAUUUUCCACAUAUGCUAUGGAAGAACAUGCACCUUAGAAAUCAGAACAUAAAGACUUCUUUAAAAUUGUGCAAUGAUGUUGCUGAUAGCACAAAGUAACUCCCAGGAGUUUCCAGUCAACACAACCACCGACAACGGCAUCAGGAGGACACCAGGAUUUGGGAUCACUAGAGAUGGGGCAACUUAAUGCUCUGCAGUUAUCCUGAACUACAAUCUUCAUGCAGGUGGACUAUGAUGGGGUAUUGAACUCUCCAGAGAUCUGGAAGGCACCCGUUUAACAAAGGAUGGAUUGGAGUUUCCUAAUCAUGUACUAAGAUUCUAUCUAAACAGCACCAGAACAAGAGUGUAUAGCAAUCCAGGUUGUUGUUUUUUUAAAAGACUACGAAUGACAUGCAAACUUAUUCUCUGUAUGUCCUGCGUGAGAUCCCAUAGAUCUCAGUGGAAUUUGCUGCCCCAAACUGAUGCACAAGACUACAGCCUUCAAAUCUUGAAAGCUGUUUUUCCAGAUUAUGUCAGGCAAACCUGAGUUUGCUACAGUGGAUACCCUUGACUAAAGCUCAACUCUAGGUGUGACAAAGCAUCCAUCCAUCCCUGGCUUUAGCCUGUACAUUUUUAAACGCAUACAAAAAAAAAGCAACAAGAGGAAAACCACAGGGUGAGAGAAAGAUGCUGCUCUUUCUUCUUCGGCUGUUUCGUUCCUUUAAAAAUUGCCACCCAAAUAUUUUUCUUCACAGCAUUAUCCACUAUAGUUACCCUACAAAAGACAAUCUGUUUAAAAUAGAAGCACAUUCUGAGACAAGAGCAUGAAUGGCUUUUCCCAUUGCCUGGUCUCCACCACCGCACAAAACUGGUUGCGCCUUCAAAUGUUCAACCUCUCAAAUCUGAAAAUCCAACUAGAAAUCCCAGACAAGUUACCUAAUUCAAAUACAAGUCACAUCCAGUUUAGGUCAGAGAUUUGCAGUAACCAUCUACUCAUGGCUAUGUAUAUAUUUGCAAAUCAUUUGGUAUUUCUAGAUAAGCACAUAGAAAAUGUAUAAAACAUAACAUGAAGAUUUCCCAAAGUUCUAGCAAUGAUGUGAGAGAUUGGAGGUCCUCUGCAUCUCCCGUCUACAGUUUUGUAAAUGUUGCUCUCCAUUUUACAAAAUGUUUUUAUUAUGUGGCUCUACUUCUUUUCAUAUUCCAGUUUUCAUAAAACUACUUUUUUUAAUGUUACCUGUUACUAUCCAUUGUAGUUUUUCUUGGUUCCUUGGGUAUUCUUGCAGGAAAAAGGAAUGGUAUAUUUUCAUGCACCUCAUAGGAAAAUAAAGCUAUACAUUAUUUUUUAAAAGCUUAUUAAAUAUUCUUUAAAGUUUACAGCAGAUUGUGUUUUGUAUUCUUUAAUAUUUCUGUAUACAAUAAUACUAAAUACUCUUACUAAAACACUUGCAAGUUAUAUUUAUGUGGGGGAAAUACACAGCACAUUUUCUCUAUAUUCAUUAUGUUCCUAUUUGUGCGAUGGUGGCGGGUGCUACAAUAAUUUAGUAUUGUUUUGUACGAAGUCAAUUUUUCAUUGAAAACAACCUGCUGCAAUUCAAUUUUAUGGCUUAAAAAUUACACAACUUGGGUUAAUGCACUUACAUGAACCUGUAAGAAUUUGUUUACACCCUUUGAAUAAAAUUGGUUUGGAACUUC